AUGGCGAACAAGUACUGGACAGUGUCUCUUCCCGUUCACAACUCCGCAUCUCAACUCUGGAACCAAAUUCAGGAAGGAAUCUCCAAACAUUCCUUCGAUACUCCUCUCUACAGAUUCAACAUCCCUAACCUCCGCGUCGGAACCCUAGAUUCUCUCCUCUCUCUCAGCGAUGACCUUGCCAAGUCGAACAAUUUCGUUGAAGGAGUGACGCACAAGAUCAGGCGCCAGAUUGAGGAGCUUCAGAGAGUUUCCGGCGUGGACAGCGGCGGUCUCACCGUAGACGGCGUCCCCGUGGAUUCCUACUUGACCAGGUUUGUUUGGGAUGAGGCCAAGUACCCCACCAUGUCGCCUUUGAAGGAGAUUGUGGAUGGCAUUCACAGUCAAGUGGCAAAGAUUGAGGAUGAUCUCAAGGUUCGUGUUUCUGAGUACAAUAAUAUCCGUAGUCAGCUUAAUGCUAUCAACCGAAAGCAAACUGGAAGCUUAGCAGUCCGUGAUCUUUCCAACCUGGUAAAACCUGAGGACAUCAUAACUUCAGAGCAUUUAAUUACCCUCCUUGCAAUUGUUUCCAAGUAUUCACAGAAGGAUUGGCUUUCAAGCUACGAAACAUUGACAGUUUAUGUCCCCAGGUCUUCUAAGAAGUUGUAUGAAGACAACGAAUAUGCUCUUUAUACUGUAACACUCUUCAGUCGUGUUGCAGAUAAUUUUAGAACUAGUGCGCGAGAAAAAGGGUUCCAAAUUCGUGACUUUGAAUACAGUCAAGAAACACACGAAAACCGAAAGCAAGAGUUAGAUAAAUUGGUUGAAGAUCAGGAAAGAUUGAGGGCUUCUCUGUUGCAAUGGUGCUUUACCAGUUAUGGAGAGGUUUUCAGUUCCUGGAUGCACUUUUGUGCUGUGCGUUUAUUUGCUGAGAGCAUUCUGAGAUAUGGUCUGCCACCGUCUUUCUUGGCAUGCGUUUUAGCUCCUUCUGUAAAAUCUGAGAAGAAAGUACGGUCUAUCCUUGAAGGUUUGAGUGAUAGUACAAACAGGCAAGUGGCUUAUCAAUGUGCAUACUGGAAGAUUGAGGAUGAAGUUGGUACUGGGAUGGUUGGGCUUGCAGGUGAUUCCGAUGCCCACCCAUAUGUUUCUUUCACUAUCAAUCUUGCUUGA
This is a messenger RNA of Sphenostylis stenocarpa, 1146 nucleotides long. The record is from the annotation of a GenBank genome assembly. Lineage: Eukaryota; Viridiplantae; Streptophyta; Magnoliopsida; Fabales; Fabaceae.